AUGUUAAGAAGAUGCGGUUUAUUCGUGUUAUGCACAGUAGUUGUUUCAUACGUUGAGGCCACUGUACCAGUCACAGCUACUGCAAAUGAGAUAAAUCAAUUACCAAGAAAGAAAACUGUGAACCCUGGAGCAGCUUUGUAUCCCCGGGCAACUGAAACUAGAGACCUUCGAAAUUUAGAUGGUGUGUGGAACUUUAGGAAAUCACCGACAGACCCGGAGUUCGGAUACAAAAACGGAUGGUUCGAACAGGAUCUUGAAAGGACUGGUCCAGUGAUCCCUAUGCCGGUACCCUCGUCAUACAAUGAUAUUGGCGAAGACGCCUCGCUGAGAGAUCACGUUGGUCUCGUCUGGUACGACAGACGAUUCUAUGUUCCGAGCUGGUGGGGUCAGAACGGCCAACGAGUUUGGCUCAGAUUCAGCAGCGUACAUUAUGCCUCUCAAGUAUGGGUCAAUGGUCAGUCCGUAAUGUACCAUGAGAUUGGUCAUCUGCCAUUUGAAGUGGAGAUCUCGGAUGUGGUCAACUAUAAUACAAGCAACCUUCUGACAGUGGUUGUGGAUAACACGCUUUUGAGUGAUACUGUACCACAAGGAACUAUACGCGACAUAAUGGUUGCGAACAACAAAGUUCGCCUGGAGCAAACGUACACAUUCGAUUUCUUCAACUACGCGGGCAUACAUCGGUCGGUCUUCUUGUAUUCCACUCCUCAAACUUUUAUUGAUGACGUCAUUGUUAACACGGACAUACAGGGAUUGACAGGCUUCGUAGUUUACAAUGUGACCUACAAGAGUGCAAGUAACGCACAGUGUGUGAUUCAACUGUGCGAUAAGAAUGGGACGCAGGUGGCCGGAUCGCAGGACUGCGCGGGGCUGAUGGAAGUUGGCAAUGCUAACUUUUGGUGGCCGUAUUUGAUGCAUCCCGAGCCGGGGUAUUUGUAUACUUUUAAGGCAUCAUUGAUAGGGCCACUGGGUGAACUAGUCGACACUUACAGUUUAAAGGUCGGCAUCCGAACAGUGACUUGGAGUAAUACCACCAUUUAUUUGAAUGACAAACCUAUCUACCUCAGAGGAUUUGGAAUGCACGAGGACUCAGAUCUCAGAGGCAAAGGCUGGGAUCCAGUUCUAUGGGUGAAAAACUUCAACUUAAUUAAAUGGGUUGGAGCGAAUGCCUUCAGAACCUCUCACUACCCGUACGCCGAAGAAAUCUACCAAAUGGCUGAUGAGCAGGGAAUUAUGAUCAUUGAUGAAUGUCCCAGUGGUGAUACUGAUAUAUUCACCGACUCGUUACUCGAGAAACACAAGCAGUCUCUCACCGAGUUGAUCAGACGAGAUAAAAACCACCCAAGUGUGGUGAUGUGGUCUAUCAGUAAUGAACCCAGGUCUGCUAACUAUAAAGCUGAUGCUUAUUUUGGUAAAGUUGUGAAACAUGUGAAAUCGAUGGAUUUGUCUAGGCCAGUCACUAUAGCCAUUUCGCAAUCCUACUUGAAUGACAAAGCGGGUCAACAUUUGGACGUUAUUUGCUUUAAUCGAUACAAUGGGUGGUACUCUAACACGGGAUCAUUGCUUAACAUCGCCUCUUACGUGACAGAGGAAGCUACAUCAUGGCAUCGUAGAUAUAAUAAACCAGUUAUCAUGACAGAAUAUGGGGCCGAUACGAUUGCUGGGUUACAUUUGAUACCUGAAUACGUUUGGUCCGAGGAAUACCAGGUAGCGUUGAUGUCGGAGCACUUCAAAGCGUUUGAUCGUUUGCGGCGAGUUGGAUUUUUCUCCGGCGAAUUUAUUUGGAACUUCGCAGAUUUUAAAACAACACAAACGAUAACUCGAGUGGGUGGGAACAAGAAGGGUAUAUUCACAAGAUCUAGGCAACCUAAGGCGUCUGCGCAUCACUUGCGCGCAAGAUACCACUCUUUGGCAGCGGCGGAGUCAGGCGCACCGCCACCGGACAUCGCGUAUUACAUCAGUGAUCAUAAACCACCGGCGCAUGAGGAAUUGUAG
Messenger RNA from Pieris macdunnoughi, 1992 nucleotides. The record is from the annotation of a GenBank genome assembly. NCBI's taxonomy places the organism in Eukaryota, Metazoa, Arthropoda, Insecta, Lepidoptera, Pieridae.